Messenger RNA from Trifolium pratense (red clover), 1191 nucleotides. Its product is annotated as rho GDP-dissociation inhibitor 1-like. Gene Ontology annotation, molecular function: protein binding; Rho GDP-dissociation inhibitor activity. The transcript is spliced from 5 exons. The record is from RefSeq and is a predicted model, not a curated record. NCBI's taxonomy places the organism in Eukaryota, Viridiplantae, Streptophyta, Magnoliopsida, Fabales, Fabaceae. Bases 183 to 869 code for a protein of 228 amino acids. Gene Ontology annotation, cellular component: membrane; cytoplasm; cytosol. Gene Ontology annotation, biological process: Rho protein signal transduction.
CAAAGCACCGAAAGAAAGGGUCCUUGUCAGACGACAGUCUUAAGUGAGAAAAACAAGACAAGUUGAAUUUGAAACAUACUGUACAUACUUCCUACUGUGUCCCUUCUCUGAAUACUGUUGUGCCAAACACCCCUCAACCCAAAGACACAGAAGAAGAUAACUUCACAACAACAACAUAAGAGAUGGAGGGUACAAAAAGAUCACACGAAGCAGGUCCAUCUUCUGUCAUAAUUGACAAAACCAAACAACAAACCACUGAAAAAUCCACUCACACUUUUCAUGAUAGUAGUAGUGAUGACGAUGAAGAACAAAUCAUUGAUCAUAGUAAAAACAGUGUCUUUGUUCCUGGUCCUCUUCUUUCUCUCAAGGAACAGAUCGAAAAGGACAAGGAGGAUGAAAGUCUAAGGAGGUGGAAGGAGAAGCUCUUAGGUUGCUUAGAAAGUGAUUUAGAUGGUCAAUUGGAUCCUGAAGUAAAAUUCCACUCCAUUGGAAUUCUCUCUGAGGAUUUCGGUGAAAUCGUUACUCCUUUACCUGUGGAAGAAAAUCAGAACGGCCGUACGCUAUUCACUCUAAGGGAGGGAUCUCGCUAUCAGCUUAAGCUACAAUUUAGUGUUAUGCACAACCUUGUUUCUGGCUUGACUUACUCCAACACUGUGUGGAAAGGAGGGCUUCAAGUUGAUCAGAGCAAAGGAAUGUUGGGUACUUUUGCUCCCCAAAAGGAGCCAUAUGUAUAUGCCUUGAAAGAGGACACAACUCCCUCUGGUGCACUUGCAAGGGGUGUUUACUCGGCAAAACUUAAGUUUGAAGAUGAUGACAAAAGGUGUCAUAUGGAACUCAAAUAUUUGUUCGAGAUUAUAAAAAGCGGCUAGCCCCCCGGUUUUCUGACACUGCACAUUGUUUGUUAUGCAUGAUUGUAUCUUUUUUUUGUGAAAUUCUAGAUUCUAUUUUGAAGAUAUUUGUUUAUGAUGUUACUUUGUUUUCUUAUACACAAAAGAGGGUUACUUUGAUGUAAUUUAAACCAAUUUGUUUUCACAUAGUUUCAACAUUUAAGGAUGUUGUUUUUCUAAAGACAUUAUUCACAUUCAUUUGAUGCAAGUGAUAACAUUUAGGGGGGAAUGUCUUCUCACAAACAACCGCAUAGCUGUUAAAAAAAAAAGAGAUACAAUAUUGAUAACUGUUUAUUAUCUCAAA